This is a messenger RNA of Vitrella brassicaformis, 701 nucleotides long. The record is from the annotation of a GenBank genome assembly. Lineage: Eukaryota; Vitrellaceae.
AUGACGUCGGACGCCGCGACUGUGGAGACCAUCGAGAAGCUCAUCUUGGCGCUCGAUGCCGUCAACGAGGCGGCAGACAGCAGCAGCAGCAGCAGCAGCACCGACUCGAAGCAGAAAGCCGAAGCUAAACUCAAGGCUUGCCGGUGACCAAUGGGAGGACAGAUCUCUGUCAACCAGCGCAUCGGACGGAUGGCCCGGGCCUCCAUUUAUGUGUGCAGUGGUCAGGUGAAGGAGGAGAUCCGGCAGAUAGAGUCCACCCUGCCCAUGCUCAAGGCCAAACACGAGGGGCUGCACAAACACCUCCAGAGUACGAGGGAUGGAUGGGGCGGUGCCACUUAUCGACCAUGGAUGGAUGACGUGCUGGUGAUUUGAAUGUGUGUGUGGGCAGAUGACGUGUUUGGGGAGUGUUCGCUGGAGGAGAUCAUCUCUCUGUUUGCGCAGAUCAGACAGGCCAUCGCGGGCAGCGCGUCGGGGGAGAGGGAGGGAAACACAGGACAGUAGCACAGAGUAGAGUAGGGGGGUUUUGUAAUGGGUGAGUGGACAUGUUGCAAGACGCGUCGUCUUCGACACAUACAUUCAUGUGCCCCUUUGAGAGCCACACAAGCACGAUCUCUGUGUGAGUGCUACACCACACAUAGACAGCCAGACAUUCCGUCAACUCAUCCAUUCAUCAUUGCUCCAUGACCCCGCCAAAAUUGCUC